CCUCCCCAAACCCCCAAAUCUCCCAUCCCAUCCCAUCACCGCUUCCCAGCUCAGCUCAGCUCAGCUCAGCCAUCUCCGAGUCCGAGGCUCUGCUCUCAUUCUCUUCUCUUCUCUUCUCCACUCCCCUCCUUGUUCCUCGCGCUCUCGUUGCUGCGCUCCACGCUCCUCUGUUCCUCUCUCGUCGAGCCAAGAUUUUACGGAGUUCGAAAACCGUUAGUAUUAUCCCGGCGCCUCGCGGCACGCAGAGCACGGCUCGCGGCUUUACUGCUCUGUUACAUUUCUGCUCGCCUUUUUAAAUAAAAAGAAGGUAAAGAGGAGGAGGAGGAGGAGGCCGUCUUUAUUGCCUUCCCCUGCGCCCGCUUCUGCUCGCAUCGUCACUCCGUCCUCCUCACUGCUGCCGUUCCUUUGGUCUUUAUCCCCCUGCCGAUCCGCGCGCGGAGCAGGAGCGAGCGAUCCGCCCGCUCAAUCGAUCGUCAGCUUGCCCGGUUAAGGCUGCAGCUUCCUUUCCUGCUGGGGCCAGGGGGCUCGUUCUGAGCUUUCUACCUCGUCUGUCUUCAAAGGGGUUUUGGGCGAGAGAGACAUCGGCAUCCUCCUUUCUGUGUGGUUUCCGGUGGUGGCGCGUGCCAUGUCGCGGUCGCGCACGGUGCGAAUCUACUGGGACGAUCCCGACGUGACGGACUCGUCCAGCGAGGAGGAGGACGGCUGCGCCGCUCGGAGGGUGGGAAGGAUGGUGCGGGAGCUCCCGCCGGCCCCGGCGCCGCUGGUGCACGCGGCGGCGGCGGCUGCUGCUGCUUCGCCGGAGCAGUGCAGCGCGGGAGACGACGACCUGCCGAGGCGUGUUGGUGGGUGCACCGGUGCGCGGAAGAGGCUGGCCAAGGGCGGCGGCUCCGCUGCGCAGAGCACCAAGUUCCGCGGCGUCAGGCGGCGGCCGUGGGGCAAGUUCGCGGCGGAGAUCCGCGACCCGUGGCGUGGCGUGCGCGUCUGGCUCGGCACCUUCGACACCGCCGAGGAGGCCGCGCGCGUGUACGACAACGCGGCCAUUCAGCUCCGCGGCGCCACCGCCACGACCAACUUCUCCACGUCCACCAACUCGGAGGGCGGCCAGGAGGACCUGACGGCGGCCGGGUACGAGUCCGGCGCCGAGUCCUCGCAGGCGGUGUCGUCCCCGACGUCCGUCCUCCGCAAGGUGCCGUCCAUGUCGUCCUUGGCGGAGGACAGGGGCGACUCGGAGGCCUGUCAGGGCGACGCCGCCGCCGGCAGCAGCCUCAGCGUUCCGGAGGAGCUGGGCGAGUUCGUGCCGUUCGAGGACGCGCCGGUCUACUCCAGCAGCAGCUUCUGGGACUUCGAGCCGCAGUCCGGGUUCCUCUACGCCGAGCCGUCGUCGGCCGAGGAGGCCUCGUGGGACGCGUCCGCCGGCGGCGAGCCGUGGGCCGCGCCGGUGCAGGAGAACGACUACUUCUUCCAGGAUUUGCGCGACCUGUUCCCGCUCAACCAGCUUCCCGCGAUUUUCUAGUUGGGAGCGGCGGAGCUUGCUUCCCUAUCUUUUUUGGUGUAUGUCGAGGGUAUUUUGUCGUGUACGUGUGGUGUGUCCCCGUGUAUUUGUAACAUGUCCGUGUGCGUUGCUGCUGUGUUGGGUCGACAAGAAGAGAAAUGUAUGAUCCGGGUAGAGUUUUCACUGC
Messenger RNA from Triticum dicoccoides, 1679 nucleotides. Its product is annotated as pathogenesis-related genes transcriptional activator PTI6-like. NCBI's taxonomy places the organism in Eukaryota, Viridiplantae, Streptophyta, Magnoliopsida, Poales, Poaceae. Bases 626 to 1513 code for a protein of 295 amino acids. The transcript has a single exon. The record is from RefSeq and is a predicted model, not a curated record. Gene Ontology annotation, biological process: regulation of DNA-templated transcription. Gene Ontology annotation, molecular function: DNA-binding transcription factor activity; DNA binding.